This is a messenger RNA of Pecten maximus, 963 nucleotides long. RefSeq lists its product as uncharacterized. Bases 118 to 963 code for a protein of 281 amino acids. The record is from RefSeq and is a predicted model, not a curated record. The transcript is spliced from 6 exons. Lineage: Eukaryota; Metazoa; Mollusca; Bivalvia; Pectinida; Pectinidae.
GGGACCUACAUAGGCUAUACUUCCUGGUAGUGUUUGAAGUACAUUCUUUUCAACCAUCAUUUUUGCAGCAGCGUAUUAGUAUCGGUGUUUUAACAGCACUGCCUGGCCACUCCCGUUAUGGCGGGAGGGACUAUCGCCCUGAUCACCCUCCUUCUGUCACUUUCACAGUCCGAACUAUCCCUGGUAAAUUUGUCGCUGAGACGCCAAACUGCUUCGUCAGAUUUUCGAGAGGGAAGGGGGCCUUCUAGUUUAGUUGUUGACGGAAACAAUUCCGACAAGUUGAAUGAUCCCAAUAAUUCCUCCAUUCCACAAUGCCUCUACACUAUAAAAGAUCAGAAAACGGCCUUCUGGCAGGUCGACCUGGACCAAACAGUCGUACUGGAUCACGUGAAGGUCAUCUCUAGGAGAGGAGGAUCAGGACAGCUUACACAUCAAAGACGUCGGAACGGCUACUCCAUCCUUGUGUCAAGGUCGUCUACAUACCUACCCAUGACACCUAACAACACCUGUUAUAGUGAUACGGACCCUAGUCUGAGUGUCAGAAACAACGAAACCCAGUGGUGUAGUAACAUAGGCAGUUAUGUCACUAUCUACAACCAAAGGAAUACCCUCUCGGGGAGAACCUAUAGUAGAAAUGCUGUUCUGGAAUUAUGUGAGGUCAUGGUCAUGGGUUGUCCAAUACACAAACAUGGAGAUAACUGUAUGGAAAACUGCCCUCAAAACUGUUACGAAAAUAUGUGUUUCCCUAGAAAUGGAACUUGUAUGAAAGGUUGUCUGCCGGGUUACAAAGGAUCUACAUGUCAAGAGGAGUGUCCUGACUACUACUACGGAGCUCGCUGUGCUAGUGUAUGUAACUGUAAAGAAUGGCCGUGUGAUGUCAGGUUUGGUAUGUGUCCCCCGGGAGGAUGUGAACCUGGGUACAAAGGAUUAGAAUGCAGUAAAGGUCGAUUUCAAGGGAAGUAA